AUGCAGUACUUCAUAACAUUGUUAAGAUCCGAGUACAGUACCUAUUGGAAAUGUGCUCAAGCCGGUUGCAUAUAUUUCGAAUUCAUGAAGUCCUCAGUGGACGUAAUCGACUUACUCGGCCUGUACAUUAUCAUCACUCGCAACUGGUCUGGCAAAGGUGAAGUGCGCUUCCUCGCUGCCGGACUUGGUUGGGCAGCCGCGGACGCCGUCGCCACGCGUACAGUGCCAUUUUGGGUAGGUGCGAGAGGAGUUGGCUUUGACUGGAAGUACAUUCAGAUGGGUUUUGAAUCAAAUAUUAAUUUGGUAUUUUUUAUGGCCAUAAUUUUCGUUUUUUCUUAA
Soboliphyme baturini is the source of this 339-nucleotide messenger RNA. The record is from the annotation of a GenBank genome assembly. NCBI's taxonomy places the organism in Eukaryota, Metazoa, Nematoda, Enoplea, Dioctophymatida, Soboliphymatidae.